Molecule: messenger RNA, 1054 nt
Organism: Aspergillus caelatus
Lineage: Eukaryota; Fungi; Ascomycota; Eurotiomycetes; Eurotiales; Aspergillaceae
Product: 40S ribosomal protein uS7
Exons: 3
Coding region: 145-789 (214 amino acids)
Biological process (GO): ribosomal small subunit assembly; translation
Cellular component (GO): ribosome; cytosolic small ribosomal subunit
Molecular function (GO): mRNA binding; structural constituent of ribosome; rRNA binding
Source: RefSeq, a predicted model, not a curated record
GAGCGCACCUCGAUUUUCCUGGCAGCCAAAGGAAACAUUUCAGCCGACCGACUGCUAUCGUCGACGUUGAACGCUCACCCAACGACACCGCCCGUCACCUUUUACGAAUCCCUCCCUCGACAACAGGUGCAUUCGGCGUCCAUAAUGUCUGACCACGGGGAAGUCGAGGUCGAAAACACUGCGGCCUUCCAGGUCCUCCCCAAGGAGGCUGUCGCGGAGAUGGGAACCGUGAAGCUCUUCAACAAGUGGAGCUACGAGGAUGUUGAGAUCAGGGAUAUUUCCUUGACCGACUACAUCCAGAUUCGUAACCCCGUCUACCUUCCUCACUCCGCCGGUCGUUAUGCCGCCAAGCGUUUCCGCAAGGCUCAGUGCCCCAUCAUUGAGCGCCUGACCAACUCGCUCAUGAUGAACGGCCGCAACAACGGCAAGAAGCUCAUGGCUGUGCGCAUCGUUGCUCACGCUUUCGAGAUCAUCCACAUCAUGACCGACCAGAACCCCCUCCAGGUCGCCGUUGAUGCCAUUGUCAACUGCGGUCCCCGUGAAGACAGCACCCGUAUCGGUUCCGCCGGUACCGUCCGUCGUCAGGCCGUUGAUGUUUCUCCCCUCCGCCGUGUCAACCAGUCCAUUGCCCUCUUGACCAUCGGUGCCCGUGAGGCCUCUUUCCGUAACAUCAAGAGCAUUGCUGAGUGCCUCGCUGAAGAGCUUAUCAACGCUGCCAAGGGAAGCUCGAACUCCUAUGCCAUCAAGAAGAAGGACGAGCUUGAGCGUGUUGCCAAGAGCAACCGGUAAAGGGAUAAUGUUGGGCGUAUUCUCCGUUUGGUCCUGUUUCUAUCUGUACUGGAGUGGACGGGGGGUUCUAUAGGAUUCAGUCGAUUGGCAUGCAUCUGCGCGACUGUACAUACCUCAAAACAGUCACUGGAGGGAGCAAAAUCCAAAACGAUAAUGGGACGGCUUUCUUCUAUAGUAGCUGAGAUGCGAUCAUGAAGACCUUGGGCUUUUAAGUCGGUACCUUUUAUUUUUGUUCAACGAAAAAAAAAGAUCUUUCAAAUUUCCA